This is a messenger RNA of Alternaria atra, 483 nucleotides long. RefSeq lists its product as uncharacterized. The transcript has 3 exons. The record is from RefSeq and is a predicted model, not a curated record. Gene Ontology annotation, molecular function: oxidoreductase activity. NCBI's taxonomy places the organism in Eukaryota, Fungi, Ascomycota, Dothideomycetes, Pleosporales, Pleosporaceae. The coding region runs from base 1 to 483 and encodes 160 amino acids.
AUGGUAUAUCCUAAGCCCGGUCGAAGCGGGACUACGAGUAAUUACGGACGAGUGUACAAGACAAAACGAUCCGAAGCGGACACACUAAUACCCACACGUCGGUGCUAUUCAGCAACGCGCACCGCACCUACUACAACAAACUCUUUCGAUACCCCUCAACUAUACGCCACCAUGUCUGGCGCAAGCGCUAUCGUCCUCUACCCUCGCAAGGAAGGCUCCACUUUUGACAAGGAGUACUACCUCAAGACACACAUGCCCCUCGCCAUGAAGCAUUGGGGAAAGCACGGCCUAAAGUCCUACGCCGUCAGCGAGCUCAGCGCUGAUGGCCCCUACUCCAUCUCCUCUGUCAUGGAGUUUGACAGCCAAGAAGCUCUUGGAAAGGCCAUGCAGGAUCCAGGAACUAAGGAGAUCAUGGACGACGUAAAGAACUUCAGCAACGAGCAAGCGAUCUUGGUUCACGGCAAUGUCAUCGGUCGGAGUUAG